AAAAAUAAAAAAAAUAAAAAACACUGUAGGCCCGGAAAAAGAUGCCUUGCUGGUACUAUGACAAGAAGGAGCUACGUGAGACACCCUCAAUCCUGGAUGGCGUUACAUAUGAAACAGAGCGUCGCUACCGCAAGGAGGGCGCACGGUUCAUCAUGGAAUGCGGCACCAAAAUGGGCCUCGGCCACAAUACAAUGGCCACCGGAGUUGUGUACUUUCAUCGCUUCUACAUGUUUCACUCGUUCAAGAGUUUUCCACGCUACGUUACCGCCUGCUGUUGUUUGUUUCUCGCCGGCAAGGUGGAGGAGACGCCCAAAAAGUGUCGCGACAUCAUCAAAACGGCACGCGGCAUACUCAAUGACAAUUAUUUCUACUCGUUCGGCGAUGAUCCCAAGGAGGAGGUAAUGACACUGGAGCGCAUACUGCUGCAGACGAUCAAAUUUGAUCUGCAGGUGGAGCAUCCAUAUACAUUUCUGCUCAAGUAUGCGAAAUGCUUCAAGGGCGAUCAGCCGAAGCUGCAGAAAAUGGUCCAAAUGGCGUGGAAUUUUGUCAACGAUUCGCUCAGCACGGUCGUCUGCCUUCAAUGGGAGCCGGAAAUUAUAGCCGUUGCUCUCAUACAUUUGGCCAGCAAACUGAGCAAGUUCACGGUGCUGGACUGGCUGGGCAGGCAACCGCAGCACCAGCGCUGGUGGGAUAUGUUUGUCUCGAAUGUGACCAUGGAGAUACUGGAGGAUAUAUGCCAUCAGGUGCUGGAUCUGUAUCAGUCGACGCAAAAGGAAGGCCAGGAGCCAAACAGUCCGCCCCAAAAGCCGCCCAGUCGUGCCGACAGUCCCACAACAACAAAUGUCAAAUCUUUGGCCAGCGGCGAUUGUCCAACGGCAACAGCACAGCCAAGCGGCAAUGGCGGCAUCAUUGGCAUCAACGCCGAACUGAACAAUAUACAGACCAUCAAAUCGCUGGCGCAAGCGGUGCCCGUUGCCGUUGUCUCCAUACCGCCGCCCAGCGACGGACUGCCGCUGCCCACACCGAACACAGUCGGCGGCGCGCCACUGCCACCGCCCAGCAAUCUGAACAGCAAUGCUGCCAACUAUCAUAUGUACCAUGCACCUCCGCCGCCGCCGCCGCCCGUUGUGCCCAUGCCGCCAUAUGCGGCCAAUGCCUGGACGCAGCAGCCUCCACCGCCGACACACUAUACAACAGCGGCGCCGCCACCACCCAUGCCGCCCAACAUGGGACCUGGAUCGGCUGGUGGCGGUCCGCCUGGCUACUACAAUGCUGGACGCCAACAACAGCAGCAGCAGCCGCAGCAGCGGUACCAAUAAAUGUCACGCCUAAAACUUUUUGUAGAAUUCAUUUGUCGCGUUAAAGUUAGGGAGAUGAGCACAUGAAUAAUUAAUAAUAUUAAUAAAGCGUAAUUUUAUUAAAACAAAA
Drosophila montana is the source of this 1428-nucleotide messenger RNA. RefSeq names its product cyclin K (gene CycK). Gene Ontology annotation, molecular function: cyclin-dependent protein serine/threonine kinase activator activity. The record is from RefSeq and is a predicted model, not a curated record. Bases 42 to 1319 code for a protein of 425 amino acids. Gene Ontology annotation, biological process: positive regulation of DNA-templated transcription, elongation; regulation of transcription by RNA polymerase II. Gene Ontology annotation, cellular component: cyclin/CDK positive transcription elongation factor complex; nucleus. NCBI's taxonomy places the organism in Eukaryota, Metazoa, Arthropoda, Insecta, Diptera, Drosophilidae. The transcript has a single exon.